AUGGCAAAUGUGGACAGCGAAGACGAGGAAGAGGUAGUUGCUGAUGCGCUGCAAGCUCGACUUUCAACGCUCCAACACCUCCUGCCCGAAGAAGUGGCAACCAUGUUGGGCCGAAUGCCGCCCCGUCAAGCUGGGCAACUUGUCUUGCUGAUGGGGAGCAGCAAUCGAGAGACGAUUCUGGCUGCAAUGUCGGAAGCAUCAAAGGCAGCUGUUGCCCAGACGCUCCCGCCAGAAACAGCUGAAGCCCUGGGCCUUGUGAUUGCAAGAGCCGAUGGCAACUUGGUGGCAGAGUGCCCAAGUGCUAACGGAAAACAUGGUACGCUUUCUGUCCACUCCUUUGUUGCUGGGGGCCGUUCAGGUACAGAAAAGGGCACAGCUCAAGGAGCCGGCAGCCCUAGCAGUGCAGGUGGCUGA
Messenger RNA from Symbiodinium pilosum, 414 nucleotides. The record is from the annotation of a GenBank genome assembly. NCBI's taxonomy places the organism in Eukaryota, Dinophyceae, Suessiales, Symbiodiniaceae.